This is a messenger RNA of Trichoderma breve, 2142 nucleotides long. RefSeq lists its product as uncharacterized. The record is from RefSeq and is a predicted model, not a curated record. The transcript is spliced from 3 exons. Lineage: Eukaryota; Fungi; Ascomycota; Sordariomycetes; Hypocreales; Hypocreaceae. Bases 1 to 2142 code for a protein of 713 amino acids.
AUGGCGACCGAAGAGAGUGAAAGCUCAGCAGAAAUAAUUGGGUACGCUGAACCAUGGAUUGUAGCGCCUGGAGACUCGGUUGCCAUCAAAGUAUCAUGCACGGAGCUAGAGUAUAGGUAUCGAACCGUUCGGUUGAUUCAGGGUAUUGAUCUUAAACACUCUCCAAAGAAGCUUGAAGAGGAAGUCAAAGAAAUUCCCCGAGGCAAACGGCAGGGCCGCUUCCAGACCGCUCAGCAGGGGUCUUAUGGGUAUAUCCCAAACUGGGCGCCACAAAUCGCAACGGUUGGCCUUCAGGUUUCGUUUUACGUGCAGCCGUGGUUGUUGGAAUGCCCACACGCACAAACAUUGGUCUCAACGCUCGAUCCAGAUGCCCAUACCGGGUUUUCCAUCGCAUUGAACACUCAGGGCUCAAUUGAUAUCAACGUGGGAACUGGUUCCAGAAUCAAAGUUCUCAGUACUGGCCUUAGUCUCCAACAAAAGACGUGGUCGAAAGUAAAAGUCAUAUUCAACGGUCCUUUGGUCAAAUUGAAUUUGACGCCUAAAUCCUUUAGAGUUGAACCAGUCCACCCUGCGUCGGCAUUUGAAUCGCAAGUAGAUGGUGAAGCACUGGUUUACGGACGAGGGCCGCUUCACAUUGCCGCAACCCAGCAGCGUGUUGCUGACAACACCCAAUGUGGCCUGAGACCGCAUGUUACAGACUUCUUCAACGGCCGCAUCGAUAGUUUAACCCUCAAGUCUUGCGACAAACAAUCUUUGAUCCUCGCGAAAUAUGACUUCUCCUUGGAAAUGUCGAGUGACCGAAUCCUAGACAUUUCUGGGCGCGGGUAUCACGGUGUCUUGGUUAAUGCGCCAACUCGUGCUGUCAAGGGUCAUGACUGGGACGGAUCCGAGUGUGACUGGACGCGAGCCCAGUUUGGCUAUGGUGCGAUUCAUUUCCAUGACGACGACCUAGAUGAUGCAAACUGGGAGACGGACUUUGUCAUUACAAUCCCUCCCAAUGCUCGCUCUGGUGCUUAUGCGGUCGAGGUGGAGACAAGCAAUGGCCGAGACACGGAUUCAAUCACCUUCUUUGUUCGACCGACCCGCUGGAUAUCGGACAACUCCAACAAGGUCUGUCUUGUCUUUUCUACAUUUACGUACCUGGCAUAUGCCAAUGAACGCCUAUAUGAUACAACCCGCCAGAAUACCGCAGAUCUUGGGCCGGGCUUCGACAUUAAUAAAGCCCUGAAAAGUCCCGAAUUUUACAAAAUGCGUCGCCGAGUGGAUCUUGGUCUGUCUUGCUAUGACCGCCACAACGAUGGUUCGGGGGUCUGUUACUCUUCAUCGAAACGCCCCAUUUUGAAUGUGCGCCCCGGCUAUAUAAUGUGGGCGUUUUCCCGCCCACGCGAGUUCUCUGCUGAUCUCAUGAUGCUCGGGUUUCUGGAGCAGGAGGGUAUCCCGUACGAGACUCUGACUGAUCACGAUUUGCACGCUCGUGGAGCUGGCGCUCUCCAAGGCUUCAGCACUGUCAUCACUGGCUGUCAUCCUGAGUACCCUAGCCUCGAAUCUUUUCGUGCCUAUGACGCUUUUGCCAAAGGAGGAGGCAACCUCAUGUACAUGGGUGGCAAUGGAUUUUAUUGGGUAAGUGGACAUGACGUUAAUCGACCACAUCGUUUAGAAGUGCGUCGCGGAGACACUGGCGUGCGUCCAUAUAGUCUCCCCGGCGGAGAGCACAUCAACAGCCUCGACAGUCAGCGAGGUGGUUUAUGGAGAUCUCGAGGAAUGAGUUGCAACACGUUAUUCGGGGUGGGGUUUUGCGCUCAGGGUACCGGUCUUGGGGUGCCGUAUAGGCGGACCGAGGCAUCUCGAGAUCGCAAACUCUCUUGGAUGUUUGAAGGGGUAGAAGGAGACUUGAUUGGUGAAUUUGGGUUUGGCGGUGGCGCGUCAGGGGAUGAGAUUGAUCGUUUCGACGUAGGGAACGGCAGCCCCGAGGGGGCCUUGAUACUAGCCACGAGUACUGGCCAUAGUGAUGACUUUGGCAUUGCUAUCGAAGACCUAAGUUAUCCUGCACUAAACACGCUUGGAACUCAGACGAACUUGAUUCGCAGCGACGUGGUAUACUAUGUUGGUUCUGGCGGUGGUGGAGUGUUUAGUGUUAACUAG